This is a messenger RNA of Rotaria socialis, 1944 nucleotides long. The record is from the annotation of a GenBank genome assembly. NCBI's taxonomy places the organism in Eukaryota, Metazoa, Rotifera, Eurotatoria, Philodinida, Philodinidae.
AUGUGUACUUAUCAUGGUAUAUUGGAAGAAUAUCCUCUUAUAUCCAUUGAUUCAUUUGAAAGUCAUAAUUAUACAAGUACUAUGUUUUUCAUCUCACAUAUUCAUAUGGAUCAUCUGAUUGGCCUUGAACGACCAGAGUUUGGUAGAUAUGUUGCAAAAAUUAAUGCUCCUAUCUAUAUGUCUGAUAUUUCUAAACAACUAUUAAGUACAAUACCUUUAUAUCGUCAUCUAGUACCAUAUUUUAAAUCAGUACCUAUUGAUCAACCAUUUACUUUAACAAUACAAUCAAAUGAUCCUGUACAAGCAAAGAAAAAAGAAGGAGCCGAUAUGGAAAGUUUAAAAAAUACUUUAUCAUCGCAUGCACCCAAUGUUGGUGAAACAAUUGUUGUUACUUGUUUUGGUUCAGGUCACUGUCCUGGUUCAAUUAUGGUUUGGAUUGAAGGUCAACAUGGUAAUGUUUUAUUUACGGGAGAUUUUCGUCUUUAUCAUGGUCAAGCUAAACGUUUAACACAUUUACAUCGACGACGAACCGAUGAUGAUGAUGAUGAUAAUUAUAUAUUCAAACCCAUAGACAAUAUCUAUAUUGAUAUGACAUUUUUUCGUCCGGAAAUUCUGCAUAUUCCAAAACGUGAAGUUAGUUGUGAAGCACUUAUUUUAUGGAUAAAAGAUUUAUUAGCUGACAAAUCAAAUGUUAAUUUUCAUUUUAAACAAAGUGCUCGUGUCGGUUAUGAACAAAUUUUUCGAGCUCUAUACGAUAGUUUAGGCAUGCGUGUACAUGUAGAACAAAGUCAAUAUGAAUUUUUUUCAUGUUUACCAAUUAUACAAGAAUGUCUAACCACGGAUCCAACAACAACACGUUUACAUGCAUGUCGUACACCAUCGUCUAAUUAUACUCAACCUUGCUCGUUAUUUCGAAACUGUGAUAAACCGAUACGAAUACUUUUAUCAAUUAUGUGGUUUACCGAACAAAUAUCUGCUAGCGAACUAUUAGUUGAAUAUCAUGAAUAUCAUUCAAAUUUUGAUCAAAAUUUAUCGAGACGUUGUAUUGGCUUUCAAGAUUAUGGAGCCGACAAUAUCGACACAAAUUUUCAAGAUACAUAUGUAAAUUAUCGUUUAUGCUAUUCAUUACAUUCAUCAUUUUCUGAAAUAGUUGAUGUAUUAAAAACAUUAAAACCAAAAUGUGUUACACCAAUUGCAGCACCAUUAACAACAAUGAUGACAACAAAGCGUUUAUUUCAAAUCAUUGACCAUUUUAUACAAGAUAAUUCUAUUGAAAUACCAAUGGUAACGAUUAGAAAUUUAAAUGAAAAAAUGCAACGAAAAUCUAUUAAUCAACAAAUACAACUUAAACAUCGUUAUGAAUCUUUUGAAACUAAACUUGAACGAAAACGUCGUAGGAAAUUAUUCAAAGAACAACAACAACGAAAAGCGAAUGAUGAAGAAUUAGAUUUAGGGAUUGAUGAAGAAAGAGACCAUCAUCUUUUGCAAAGAAUUGAUUCUUUAAAUGAAUCGAUUGGUAAACAAAUACAAACAAAUUCUUCGGCAAAAUUCUUUCGAUCUAUUUCAUUGGAUACAGUAAUAAAAAAAGAUAAAAAGAAUACCAUCAAUGGCGAUCAACAAAUAAACAUAUCUGUCGAAGAAUCAACUUCAAACGAAAGCAUAUCAUCAAUAUCAGAAGAUUCAUCUAAUUCAUUAUCAAUUGAAGAUAUCAGACCAAUCAAUGAUAACCUUCCUGAUAUUUGUUCAUCUGAAAUAGAAUAUAUAUCUAGUGAUCAACAGUUUGUUGAAUUAACUUCUUUAGAGGACAAUCAAGAAAGUACCAUGUCAGAUUCUUCUUCUGAUACGGUCGAUUAUGACUUCGAUACAGAAAUAUGUGCACCACGUACAUUCGAAUCUCAAGAAUGUAUGAUUCCGUUAUCUACUUGUCAUGAUAGGGAAUGUUAA